AUGCAGGCCCCUGUGUUGGUUAUGAACACCAAUAGUGGUGAGAGACAGACCGGACGGAGAGCGCAGCUGUCCAACAUUGCUGCCGCCAAAACCGUUGCCGACAUCAUUCGAUCAUGUCUCGGCCCCAAGGCCAUGCUCAAGAUGCUGCUCGACCCCAUGGGCGGCAUCGUCCUCACCAACGACGGCCACGCCAUUCUCCGAGAAAUCGAAGUUUCCCACCCCGCCGCCAAGAGCAUGAUCGAGCUCAGCCGGACACAAGAUGAGGAAGUUGGCGAUGGCACCACUACAGUCAUCAUCCUGGCCGGUGAGAUCCUGGCUCAGGCCCUCCCUCAGCUCGAGCGCAACAUUCAUCCCGUCGUCAUCAUUUCUGCUUUCAAGCGUGCCCUCAAGGAUGCCAUCGACAUCAUCGACGAAAUCUCCCUACCCAUCGAUGUCCACGACGACAAGGCCAUGUCCCAGCUCAUCUCCUCCUCCAUCGGCACCAAGUUCGUCUCUCGAUGGAUGGAUCAGAUGUGCAACCUUGCCCUCAAGGCGGUGCGAACCGUCACCUGGGAAGCCGGCAAUGGCAAGACCGAAGUGGACAUUAAGCGAUAUGCCCGUAUCGAAAAGGUUCCCGGCGGCGAGAUCGAGGAUAGCAGGGUUUUGGACGGCCUCAUGCUGAACAAGGAUAUCACGCACCCCAAGAUGCGCCGACGCAUCGAGAACCCCCGAAUCGUCCUCCUUGACUGCCCCCUGGAGUACAAGAAGGGUGAAUCACAGACCAACAUUGAGAUCACAAAGGAGGAGGACUGGAACCGAAUUCUGCAGAUCGAGGAGGAGCAGAUCAAGAUCAUGUGCGAUACCAUCCUGAGCGUUCAGCCCGACCUGGUCAUCACCGAAAAGGGUGUCUCUGAUUUGGCCCAGCACUACCUGAUGAAGGCCAACGUCACAGCCCUUCGCCGGGUACGCAAGACGGACAACAACAGAAUAGCCCGCGCCACGGGAGCCACCAUUGUCAACCGAGUGGAGGAUCUCCAGGAGUCGGACGUUGGCACUCGAUGCGGCCUGUUCGAGAUUGAGAAGAUUGGCGACGAGUACUUCACCUUCCUCACAAAGUGCAAGGACCCCAAGGCCUGCACGAUCUUGCUGCGCGGCCCCUCCAAGGACGUCCUCAACGAGAUUGAGCGCAACCUCCAGGAUGCCAUGGGUGUUGCCCGAAAUGUCAUGUUCCAGCCCCGACUGUCCCCUGGCGGUGGCGCUACCGAGAUGGCCGUCUCUGUCCGACUGGCCCAGAAGGCCAAGGGUGUCGAGGGUGUCCAGCAGUGGCCAUACAAGGCGGUUGCCGAUGCUCUGGAGGUGAUUCCCAGGACGCUGGUGCAGAAUGCCGGCAAGAGCCCGGUUCGCGUUCUGACGGAGCUUCGCGCCAAGCAAGCCGAGGGCAAGAGCUCAUACGGUGUCAACGGCGAUACGGGUGCUAUUGCGGAUAUGACCGAGUACGGCGUGUGGGAGCCCGCGGCUAUCAAGCUGCAGAGUCUCAAGACUGCGAUCGAGGCUGCCUGUUUGUUAUUAAGAGUAGACGAUAUCUGCAGUGCCAAGAAGAUGCAGCCCGGUUCCGCUCCUGGAGUGGGAGGCGGUGAUGAUUAA
Trichoderma citrinoviride is the source of this 1623-nucleotide messenger RNA. RefSeq names its product T-complex protein 1. The record is from RefSeq and is a predicted model, not a curated record. Gene Ontology annotation, cellular component: chaperonin-containing T-complex. Bases 1 to 1623 code for a protein of 540 amino acids. Gene Ontology annotation, biological process: protein folding. Gene Ontology annotation, molecular function: ATP hydrolysis activity; ATP binding; ATP-dependent protein folding chaperone. The transcript has 6 exons. Lineage: Eukaryota; Fungi; Ascomycota; Sordariomycetes; Hypocreales; Hypocreaceae.